This is a messenger RNA of Impatiens glandulifera, 2489 nucleotides long. Its product is annotated as protein ENHANCED DISEASE RESISTANCE 2. The record is from RefSeq and is a predicted model, not a curated record. The coding region runs from base 199 to 2388 and encodes 729 amino acids. Lineage: Eukaryota; Viridiplantae; Streptophyta; Magnoliopsida; Ericales; Balsaminaceae. Gene Ontology annotation, molecular function: lipid binding. The transcript has 21 exons.
GAAGCCAACUGAUUCAGUUGCUUUGACAAGAGAACUCAAAUUAUUGAAAGAGAGCUAUUCAUCUUUAACAAGUUCUCCGAUCUUCUACUGAACUACGCUAUGAUUCAUGAUCAGUAUGUGUUUAUGCUGAACGAUUGAUCGUCUGAUUCAUGAAACUGCUGGUGGUGAAGUCUUUCUUUGAGAUUUCUUCAUUCAUCAAUGGCGGCGGUUUCACAAACUGACGAUGCGACGAAUAUGCAAGGCUGGUUAUAUCUCAUUCGUUCCAAUAGACUAGGACUACAGUCUUUGCGAAACCGUUACUUUCUUCUCCAGGAUCACCAUCUUAGAAGUUUCAAAUCAUUACCGGCUUCCCAUCACGAUGAUCCUAUUAGAAUUGCAAUGAUUGAUUCCAGUAUAAGGGUUACCGAAAAUGGGAGAGAGAACAUUCAAAGAAAGGUGUUGUUCACUUUCACACUUUACAACGUAUCAAAUCACGGUGAUCGAUUGAAGUUAGGGGCAAGUAGUCCAGAUGAAGCUGCUAGAUGGAUACUUUCUUUGCAAGAGAAAACUUUGAAGACGGGCCAAAUUAAAGAACAAAAUGGUUUUGCUGGCUCUAAGAUUAGCUUACGGUCAUUCAGAGCUUGGAACAGGUGUAAGUAUUAUGGAAGGCACCACGGUUCAUACUCGAAAGAUUGGAUGAUAUCUUCACGCAUACACAUAGAUUCGAUGUCAUUCGAUGUGAUUACACCGUCAUCUUGGACAAUAUUCGGUUGUCACAAUGGUCUCCGUCUUUUUAAAGAAGCAAAAGAUAGGGAUGCUUGCGCGAAGCAGUGGAAUGACCAUCCUGCUAUAAUGGCUAUUGGUGUGGUUAAUGGAACAUCAGAGGCAGUUUUCCAAACCCUUAUGUCUCUUGGUGUCUCAAGAACAGAAUGGGAUUUCUGUUUCAAUGAAGGGACCAUCAUUGAGAACCUAGAUGGUCAUACUGAUAUUAUUCACGUGCUGUUAGCCAGUGAUUGGUUUCCAUGGGGAAUGAAUAGAAGAGACCUACUCGUAAGGCGUUACUGGAGAAGAGAAGAUGAUGGAACAUAUGUAAUUCUAUUCCAUUCGGUGUUUCACAAGAGGUGUCCGCCCAAGAAGGGAUAUAUUCGUGCAUGCAUUCAAAGUGGGGGAUACGUGGUAUCUCCCAUGAAUGAGGGGAAACAAUCAGUUGUCAAGCAUAUGCUUGCUAUUGAUUGGAAACUUUGGAGAUCAUAUCUGCAAAGAUCUUCUGCCAAGUCUAUCACGAUUCAGAUGCUGGAAAGAAUCGCGGCAUUGCGGGAAUUAUUUAGAGCAAAACCCGAAUGCUUCACAUCGUCUGAUGUGGGAGUAAGAGAGAUCAAAUCGCCUAAAAUAGAAGAAAAUAUGGUCCAAUCUAGGAAUGAUGAAGAAGGGGCACAAACACCUUCCAACUGUAGCCUUGUAGGAUUGGAUGAUGAUGAGCCAGAUGAGUUCUUUGAUGUCUUGGAGCCUUUGGACUCUGACCAGUCGUCAGAUAAUAAUGAUUGGCAUUCCAAUUUCCAUCAAGAUAUGUAUGCUCAGGAAACUCGACAGACUAAGCUAUCAACUGCUGCCGGUCUGGUUAAGAAACUACAUGAUCUUGCUGUUCUGAAGAGGGGUUAUGUAGACCUACUAGAAAUGGCUAAGGAUGACUGUGUAUCAUGGUACUAUGGCAGCACUCUACCUAAAGACCAAUCAUGUAACUUGCUUUGCAGUUGGAUGGAAGCAGAUCCGUCGACAUUCUUAAUUCGUGGAGAUACUUACUUAGAAGACCAUAAAAAGGUUACAGCAAAAGGAUCACUGAUGGAAAUGGUUGGGGCGGAUUGGGUAAGAUCUGAUAAGCGAGAAGAUGACCUUGGUGGCCGGCCAGGAAGCAUAGUUCAGAAACAUGCAGAAAAUGGUGGGCAAGAAUUUUUCUUCAUUGUCAACAUACAGGUCCCAGGUUCAACUACUACUUAUAGUCUUGCUCUAUACUAUAUGACCAAGACUCCAGUUCAAGAAAUUCCCCUACUAGAGAGCUUCAUCAAAGGAGAUGAUGCAUACAGAAACUCGAGGUUCAAACUAAUUCCACACAUUCCAAAGGGUUCAUGGAUUGUCAAGCAAAGUGUUGGAAAGAAAGCAUGUCUGGCAGGUCAAGCAUUGGAAAUCAACUAUUUCCAGGGAAACAAUUACAUUGAGCUUGGGAUUAACAUUGGAUCAUCGACUGUAGCAAGAGGUGUGGUUAGUCUUGUUUUGGGGUACCUAAACAACCUGGUUAUAGAGAUGGCAUUCUUAAUACAGGGUAAUACACUGGAUGAGCUCCCCGAGAGGCUGCUUGGGACUUGUCGGCUCAACCACCUGGAUGCCUCGAAAGCUGUCUCGAUCAACUCGUGAAUCGUUAUCACCAUAAAUAUGGUAGCACUUGUCUAAUGGUGUAUUAUUAUGUUAAAAAACAUUUGUUUUUUUCUAAUCUCAAAUUAAGUUCAAACUUUAGU